AGCCACUCCUGUCCCCAGCACCCGCCCGCGGCGGUUCGGGCCAGAAUCCAGGCGCAGAACCUCACCGGGGCCAGGACCAGAAAGCCGGGGCAGAUCCGAACCUCACCGGGGCCAGGACCAGAAAGCCGGGGCAGAUCCGAACCUCACCGGGGCCAGGACCAGAAAGCCGGGGCAGAUCCGAACCACACCCGGGGCAGGACCAGAAAGCCGGGGCAGAUCCGAACCACACCCGGGGCAGGACCAGCCAGCCCCCCAAUACUGGGGCAAACUCGAAUCUCUCCAGAGGAGACCCAGGACCUAGGGGCGGAACACAGCCCCUCCCGGAGCCGUCCGGACAAGGAAUCAGGGACAGGACCAGGCAGGCACCAGAGAGAAUCCACCGGUAAAACCGAACCGAGGCCACGCACAGACUUAGGGACGCGGCUGAACGCUUGCAGCUGACCGGGCACAGAACGACCCCCCUCGGGCGCCAGCCCCACCCGGCACCUUGCAGAACCCGGGAUCGGGACCAGGACUCCAGAGCCGCGACCCAGCGCAGAGCUCAGCCUCCGAAGCCGCGUCACCUGCAGUCCCCGGGCACCCGGAGUUCCCCGCCCGCUCCCAGGAUCCCCCUGUCCAGCCCGGCAUGAAAUCUCUGCCUCCGGUUGCGCUGGGUUGCAUCAGCCUGACGCUGUGUCUGCUGCAGCUGCCGGCCUCCCUGCCGCUGCCCGUGGGGCGCACCCUGCUGCUGCCUAAACACAGGGAGCCCCCGGAUAGGAGAGCCGCCGCGCUGCUGGGGAAUCGGCCCCUGAAGAGGAGAACGGUGGAGCUGCUCUGGGUUGGCACUGCGAGAGCUCAGCUGGACUGGGAGCAGCCUGGGAGGGCCCUGCCGCAGCCCCUCGCCGGCCCCAAAGGCAGAGCACGACGCUCAUUGACUGGCCCCUGGCGUGCCAAGCGCCACGCGGCCCCACGCCACCACCACGCCCACCUGAUGCGUGUGGGUUGCGUCCUGGGCACCUGCCAGGUACAGAACCUUGGGCACCGCCUCUGGCAGCUGAUGGGCCAGUCGGGCCUCCAGGACUCGUCACCCAUGAACCCCAACAGCCCCCACAGCUAUGGAUGAAGGAGGGGGCAACCGUGGGGCACGAGCACGUGGGACUGGAUUACUUCGGGCGGAGACCUCGCCCCAUGUGCUGCUAGGGGUGGCCACCCCCCGUACAUUGUGUAGGAGCCUUUACUAAAGCGCUGCCAAAGCCAACCCCCCAUUUGCUGUGUCUUCUGGUCCCAUGCAGCGCCGGCUGGGACCUUGGGCUCCCAGCACAAGGGGACAGCUGCCCCCCAGAGCAUUGAUUGCAGCCCCCAUGGCUGCCGGCGUGGCCUAGCCCA
Molecule: messenger RNA, 1365 nt
Organism: Gopherus evgoodei (Goodes thornscrub tortoise)
Lineage: Eukaryota; Metazoa; Chordata; Testudines; Testudinidae
Gene: ADM2
Product: adrenomedullin 2
Exons: 3
Coding region: 626-1102 (158 amino acids)
Biological process (GO): adenylate cyclase-activating G protein-coupled receptor signaling pathway; positive regulation of heart rate; regulation of systemic arterial blood pressure
Source: RefSeq, a predicted model, not a curated record